CGGACGAGCAAGCAGCAUGUCGUUGGCGUUCCUGGCAAAGAAGAGCUGGCAUACGUCCAACCUCAAGAACGUCGAGAAGGUUUGGAAGGCCGAGCAGAAGCAUGCGCAGGAAGAGAACAAGCUCCUCGAACUGCGCAAGAACCUCGAAGAGGAGCGCCAACUCAAGGAGCUCCGUGAGAUGCAAGCCAAGAUGUCGGGCGGCAAGGUGGAUCAAACGCAGCGCGUCGACUGGAUGUACGAGGGGCCGAUGGCGGCGUCGCAGACCGAGCGAACGGCCGAAGACUACUUGCUCGGGAAGGAAUACACGCCCGCGCCCGAAGAGAACCAGCUCAAGCAGCUCGCAGCGCAACCAGGCUCGCUGUACAUGAGCGCCGCGCCAUCGGCCGUGAACGACACGUUCUCGCGCCUCAACGAAGACCCAAUGAUGAUGAUCAAGCGCCAGCAAAAAGCCGCGCAGCUCGCAGUGCUCAAGAACCCGGCCAAGAUGAAGCACCUCAAGGACAAGGUCGAGCAAGAGCUCUCGGAGCGCAAGGCUGCUAAGAAGGCCAAGAAGGAAGCCAAGAAGGCCAAGAAGGAAAAAAAGAGGGCCAAAGACUCCUCGCCGCCGCGCGCGGCGAGCCGCGAGAAAACGAGCAGCGGUCUCGCCCGCGAGCACCGCGCUGCGCAGCGCUCGAUGAGCCCCAUCCGGCAUCGAAACGAACGCUCUCGAAGCCCUCGUCGCCGUAGUCCAUCAAAGGAUCGUCGUCGUUCGCACAAGCGCUCGUUGAGCCCACGGCGACGGAGCCCGUCGCUCGACCGGCGGCAAAGCCCCUCGAGAAGCAAGCGCCGCCGUUCGCGAAGCCCAAGUUUGCGGCGAAAGCGCAGCUCAAGCCCGCGGCGUCACCGACGCUCUCCGAGCCCGCGCCGACGCUCUCCCAGCCCGCGCCGUCGGUCACCGAGUCCGCGCCGCCAUCAUCGGUCGCCGAGCCCUCGCCGCGGUCGUCGCUCACCAAGUCCACGUCGCGGUCGUCGUUCGCCGAGCCCUCGCCGUCGGUCUCCUAGCCCGCCGUCGACCAAGGCCGCAGUGACGGAAUCGCCGGCCAAGGAACCUACCAAGGCGCAGCCACCCCCGCGCAAGGGCUACGGUCUUAUUGGCGGUGAAAACGCGCGCAAGUGCAAGGACGUUGACACGGAGAGCUUGGGCCCGAGCCGCAAGCUACUCGAGCUCGCGCGCCAAAAGAAGGAACAAGAGGCAGCCGCACUCGACGAGCGACUGAAGCGCGCGCGCGUGAUGACGCAAACCGAUGCGUCGGACCGCGAAGCGCGUCUGCGGGAGAUGGCCGAGGACGCCCAACGCCGCGAAGUCAUCUUGGAAGAGCGGUUGCGCGCCAAAGAGGCGGCCAAGGCCAAAGAGGAUGCGUUGCCGCAGGAAUCGGCCCACGGCUCGAACCCGACGUUCCUCCAAGAGCUCAACCACGCGGCGUAUAUUGGCUCGAACGAAACGAUGAGCGAACGCUUGAACCGCAACAAGCAUUACAUCCAGCGCAAUGCCAACAGCAACAACUUUAUGAAGUAAAAGAAUCAAACGCUUCUUCCAUCCAA
Molecule: messenger RNA, 1581 nt
Organism: Saprolegnia parasitica CBS 223.65
Lineage: Eukaryota; Oomycota; Saprolegniomycetes; Saprolegniales; Saprolegniaceae
Exons: 3
Coding region: 17-1555 (512 amino acids)
Biological process (GO): mRNA splicing, via spliceosome
Cellular component (GO): U2-type spliceosomal complex
Source: RefSeq, a predicted model, not a curated record